AUGCAGUUUCAUUCCAUACUCCAUUUCAUACUGCUGGCAUGCUUCGUAGGCAAAUCUUUUGCUCAAGAAGAUGAUACGGCCAACAAUGCAACAACACAAUCGCCAACAAACACCAUCAUGUCACCAUCGGUGGCUCCAACUCGGGAUCCCUUCACCUUCAGACGUCCUCUGAAUACAGUUCAAGUACGCUUGUUGGGCACUUACAGUUCUUUUAAGCAAGAAGAAUUGUUGGAUUCCCUCAAGAUUCUAUUGCAAAAUUCCUUGUACAAUGCCAUGGUGGACUACUUUCAAGUAGAUGAUGAGUCUUCCGAACAACGACCAUUUGAUCAGCAACCGAAAGUUGGUAAGAGUAUUCUUUCUAUUGUGUCCUUGGAAUGGACUUCUACAAGAUUCCAGGUAGAUGGGGAUCCUUACAUGCACAUACUUCAGGCGAGCGGGUUCUUGGGAUUUAGCCAGUACGAUUAUGUCCUGCUCCAUCCGCAAACGAUUCUGCCGCUACAGGAGAAAAUAAUGGCAGGGGAUAACACCACCAAUCCCAUAUCACUCUCCAAACUAGAGUUUUCGCUCCGGCGCAAUCAUUUAUAUUUCCAGGUGUUGCAAUUCAUAACUGUGGAUGACCCCGAUGAGGAGGAGGAUGCACCCUCACAAGUGCCAACCACAUGGGAGUACGAUGAUGAUGAUGACGGAGAUGGUGCUCUAGAUGGUGAUGAUGACGACGACGAAAUUAUCAAUAACAUUACCGAUCUGAAGGACAAUAGCACCAUCAAUACAGGCUCGGACGAUUAUCUUGACCGUGAUUAUGAUGACGACUAUGAGGCAAAAAGACUCAAGAAGGAUUCUGCCAGUGACAAAACUCUUGUAAUUGCCUUGAUCGUUGCCUGUACAGUAUCGACCCUGGCCUUUGCCAUAUUUUUGAGAUUUGUCUGUAUCAAGUCCAAUCGAAUCAAGAACGAUCGCUUGUUGCGUAAACAAAGCGUCGCCGAUGUGAGUGCCGGUAAAGAAAAGGAUGGUAUUGCUGAUGAAAGUGAACGCAAUAAUGAAAAGGAGAAUAAAACUGGGGAUACUAUAUUGACGGUUAAAUCUUCGGGAACCAUCUCUUCUGCGGCAUCGUCACCCACGACAUCGCCCACCAACAAGACGAACCCAACAGAUAUCGAAGGGGGCGGUGACACAUCUGCAAAUAGGGAAGCAGCAGUGGCACCGACCACGGAAGGUGCUCAAGAAACAGAUGAUGAGACUCAUUUCGAUUCGGCACGGGAAGAAGAAGAUAGCAAGAGCUCAGCAAGUGCCAAUAACUGGGCAACGAUAAUUGGGGAAACGACGAAGAAUCCAAGUGAGCUCACGGCGGUGGGAAAGGAACCACCGGGCUGGAGGCUGCCAUUUUGCAGUAACAUAUCCCCAGCAAAGAAAACCAAUUCCAAGUAUUUCGACAUGGGUGGGGGAUUAUAUGAUUUAUAA
Cylindrotheca closterium is the source of this 1458-nucleotide messenger RNA. The record is from the annotation of a GenBank genome assembly. Lineage: Eukaryota; Bacillariophyta; Bacillariophyceae; Bacillariales; Bacillariaceae.